UUUUUUGCAAUCAGUAAUUAAAACGAUAUAAUUGUUUAUUUAAUAAUUAUUUAGAAAUAAAAGGUAAACCUAAAUAUGGGAUGUAGUUCUUCUUAACCAAGAAUAAAGAAAUUCCGUGAUUUCAUUAGAGUAGGUUAUUUGUAAAGUAGAUCUGUAUCAAGUAAAAGUGAAGGAAAUGUAUAAAGGGAUAAAAGCAAAUCAUACUAAGGAAAUAAUACAACAAAUUAAAAUAUACAAUAGAUAAACUAGUUUGAUGAUUAGUAAGUAAUCAAAGGAAGAGGAUAAAACUUCAAUAAGAUAAAUGCAAUUAAAGUUUCUUAUACAGAUAAUAUCAUUUUAAAUAUGGAAGUAGCUUAUGAGCUAGAUGAUGGAUCUAUAAUAACUGGAGAAUCUAGUCGUGUUUAUGCUGAAAAUAAUAUAAAAUAAACUACUUAAAAAGAUUAAAAAUGCGUAAAGAGUAGGGCUAUUUCUGAAUGUAGUCCAAGAAAUCUAUAAAGAGAAUAGUUUGUUCUACCUAAUACAAAGGUAUGCACAGAAGUCUUUGAGAUACUCCAAGAUGAUUAUUUAUUUGAGAUAUCUGGUUCAGCAAAUAGCUGCUAUGUUGAACAAAUAAAAUUUAAGACUUAUAGAGGUUUUGAAGGUAUUUUUGGAGAGAAAAAAAGUGGAAUUUAAUUCAGUUUCAAAGAACAAGGUUAAACAUUUGGUCCUUUCAGUGGAGCAUUCAAGUAAAGCAUAGAUUUGAAAGUUUUAGCUAUGUUUGAAUUUAAAUUAGUAGAAACUCCUUCAGAUUUUUUAAUCAGUUUACAUAAAAGUAAAAAAAGAGAACUUUAUGCAAAUUAAGUCUCCUCUGAAUAGACAAAGUAACAUUAAAAUAAAAAGUAGCAAUUCUAAUUGUAAAGCUCUUGA
Tetrahymena thermophila SB210 is the source of this 906-nucleotide messenger RNA. RefSeq lists its product as hypothetical. The transcript has 2 exons. Lineage: Eukaryota; Ciliophora; Oligohymenophorea; Hymenostomatida; Tetrahymenidae. The record is from RefSeq and is a predicted model, not a curated record.